Messenger RNA from Acanthoscelides obtectus, 1343 nucleotides. The record is from the annotation of a GenBank genome assembly. Lineage: Eukaryota; Metazoa; Arthropoda; Insecta; Coleoptera; Chrysomelidae.
ACCUAGUGUUCAUUGACGUAGAUAGGCACGAACCAUGUUGAAUCACGGAUUUAAAAAGUAUUUUCAGUUGUGUCACAAUCUCCAUUUUUUUAUCUAUUUUUACAUAAUACACUUUUUGUUAUCAAAAUCUUUCUGUUGAACUUCGAACACUUGUCCUGUCCAUUAUUUUAAUCAGUGAAAUUGAUAUAUCUCCAGUCUUCUGUAAAUGAUGGUGUAAAACAUCUUAACCCAUUCUAUGUCAUGUGUGUCAUCUUGUUUGAUUACUGACCAGCAACUAUUCCAUGAACUGGUUACAUUCAUUUACACUUACCUGGGUGAAAUAUAGGCUCAAUUGCUAAAUAUGACUUGCCAUAGAUUCAAUCUGCUGACAACUCAGCACAACCUAUUUACAUACUGUUGAUCAAUCUGAAGGUUUUUAAAGUUUUCAAUAAGGUUCAUUGGUAUGACAAAUUCCAGAUGAGGCUAAAUAAAACUUUAUGCAGUAUUAGCUCUUAGCAAGUACUUGCCAAUCCUGAGAAACCACCAGCAAUCGAUUGGUCAUUCUACAAGCAAAAGGUUCCAGUGGCUGGAAUGGUUGAAGAAUUUCAGAAACAAUACUCUGCUUUGAACAUCCCUUAUCCUCCAGAUACUGUUCAAUCCCAGCUUGAGGCUCAGGACAAGGAGAUUAAAUCCGACAUCGAAAAGUUCAAAGCUGAAUCCAAUUCUCGCAUUGCAGAAUAUAAGAAGCAAUUAGCUCAUUUGGAGAGUCUGAUUCCAUACGACCAAAUGACCAUGGAAGACUACCGCGACGCUUUCCCUGACGAGGCGUUGGACCCUAUCAACAGACCAACAUUCUGGCCCCACAACAAGGAGGAGCAGCUAGACUAUGUUUCCAAGGAUGCACCAUCCUCCCAUUAGUUGUUUUGAUGUGAAUAGUCAUAGUUAUACGUUUUGUCUUGGCAAAUUUAGCAACAUUUUAUGUUUACAAUAAAAGUUAUCUACGUCAUCAUGGUCGCAGAAAUUAUUUUAUAGAUGUUUUUGUUGAUGUUUGAACACUUUAUGUUAUUAUAAAUUGUACUGUGAGACUAUAAAAAAAAGAAGUUUAGCGAGGAGAAGAUGCAUUUGAUCCAGGAACUAAACAAAUUUAAGGUUAUCAUUGUAAAUAAAAACAGAUAUAUGCCCUAUUUCACGAGUAUUCAUCUCGCUUUGACGUCUAAUGAGGCUGAUCAGCAUGUGACAUUUUUGUGUCUGCAGCGUUGGCAAUAAUGAAUCGGGUAUAAAUCUAGUAAAACUUGUUUCUGGCGUUUUGUUUUUUGUAUACAAAAGUACUUUUCUUAAUAAACGAGCUGUUAGCAAGUAGAAAA